Molecule: messenger RNA, 1985 nt
Organism: Priapulus caudatus
Lineage: Eukaryota; Metazoa; Priapulida; Priapulimorpha; Priapulimorphida; Priapulidae
Product: cytochrome P450 2J6-like
Exons: 1
Coding region: 70-1587 (505 amino acids)
Molecular function (GO): iron ion binding; heme binding; monooxygenase activity
Source: RefSeq, a predicted model, not a curated record
CAGUAUCGCCGGACUACACACUACCGACGUAUAUAUUACGGAACGCUUGGCUCGCCAUAUGAUAGCAAUAUGGAUCUCCUCGCUUCGUUAAGUGGGUUACUUAACACGAACACUCUUGCUUUGCUAGCAAGUCUUCUAGUGAUUAUUGUAAUUCGCUAUCUGGUGGUGAGACCACGAAACCUGCCACCCGGGCCAUGUGGCAUACCGAUAUUUGGCUACCUCCUAUCCUUAUUUAGGACCGGUUAUCCAUGGGAUAUCAUUUUCAAGAAAAGAGAGAAAUAUGGCGACAUUUGGAGCAUGUAUCUUGGAUCACAACUGGUUGUUGUGCUGCAUAACUGGAAGUUGGUAAAAGAAGCGCUGGUAGACCAAGGAGAUCAUACGUCCUACAGAGCUAUUAUGCAUGGCUUAAAUGUUGCAACCGACGGAGGCCGGGGUAUAGUUCACUCUAACGGCCGACAAUGGAAGGAACAUCGGAGAUUCUUGCUGAAAUCACUGAGGGGAUUUGGUGUUGGAACAAAGUCUAUCGAAGAGAGAAUUAUGGAAGAAGUAGAUUAUCUAACAACGCAGAUGGCGAAGCAACAAGGCAAGCCCUUCAGCAUUUCCAACUACUUGCACUUGGUGUCUACGAAUAUUAUUCUUCACGUAGUUUUUGGAAAACGAUUUGACCUGGAUAACAAGGAAUUGAAUGUACUUCUUCGAGCGUUACAUGGUAUGUUUCAUGACCUAGAAGGUUUUGUGAACCCACUGAUUUACGUACCAUGGUUAAGACAUUUACCAUUUAUUCGGACGAAAUAUACCGAAAUGGUUAACCAUAUGACGACUGUUGUAAACUGGAGUAAGAAGCAAAUAGCUGAACAUCGUUCCACAUAUGAUCCAAAAUGCAUGCGGGAUGUCGUCGAUGACUAUAUCAGAGAACAAAAGGAACAGUUCAAGUUGCUUGGAGAAGAAAGUACAUUUACUGAGAGCCAGUUCGCAAAAACCCUGACUGAUCUUAUUGUUGCUGGCAUCGAGACCUUCAGCACCACCUUUGACUGGUUCGCAUUCUACAUGGCUAUGUGUCCCGAUGUUCAGAGCAAGGUGCGUGCAGAGAUUGAUGAGGUAAUCGGGACAAGUAGGCUGCCAACUUACGAAGAUCGUCUGAAGAUGCCCUACACAGAGGCUACAUGUAUGGAGCUGCAGAGGAUUGGGAAUAUUGCCAUGUCCCUGUUCCUCCGAACGGUCACCAAAGAUAUUGAACUUGAAGGAUACAACAUUCCGGCAGGGUCGGCUCUGAUAGUCAAUCUGUACACUAUGCAGAUUGAUGAAGGAUAUUGGAAGAACCCCGAUGAGCUUAAUCCGGACAGAUUUAUUGAUGGUAGCGGUAAGGUCAUCGUGAAACCAGACUCGUUUAUGCCAUUUUCGUUGGGUCGCAGAAACUGCAUCGGCGAAUCACUAGGUAAAAUGGAACUAUUCUUGUUUCUAACGUCCAUCCUACAAAAAUUCGAACUUACGUUUCCGAAAGGUGCCCCGCUACCAACCACGGAGCACAUAUGUCGCGGUAUUACUAUGGCUCCGAAACCUUAUGAGAUAUGCGCAACACAGAGAUAGUUUCAUAACCAAUCCAUAUAUGCAAAUAUGUGUUAGAAUUACGACUACUGCGUUGUUCAAUAUUAUAUGUUGAAUUUGCAGAUUAGCAAGAAACUGAUUUGUUAUAAUAUUGAUCGAGGGCGGAAUCAAGUGUUUCUCGAAUUAAAACAGUUAUAUGUGUUAGAAAUACGACUAUUGAGUUGUUCAAUAAUAUAUGCUGAAUUCGCAAGUUAGCAAGUUAUAUUACUGAUUGGAUAUAAUAUUGAUCGAGGGCGGAAUCAAGUGUUUUUUGAAUUAAAACAUUAAUAUUUGGCUUUCAUCGGGUUUAAUGAAAAAAUAGUGAGCGCAUAAUAAUUAAUUGUUAAGCAGUAAUCAGAUUAAUUGUUAGGAUUCUUGUGCCUCACGUUAUUUGUUGACUU